CUGGUUAAGCAAAAAAAGCAAGCUGUGCAAAUCUGAUUCACGGGAAGUAGGGAACCUCCUUAAAUUCACCCAUGAACCUGGAAAAAAUGAUUUGAUUCAACGGUAGAGUUUUAUCAAUCAUAAUUAUCAGAAUAGGACAACAAUCAAGGAGAACAAAUGAAGCAAUCAAAGGAUCCAUUUGAGGUAGCCUUUGAGGAGCAGCAAGACUUGCCCCCUGACUCCCCUGUUACGGCUGAUAAGACCGAAGCUCAAGCUUCCACGUCAGCUAUUGCCCCUGACAGUCAAGAGGAUGACCUCAGUGUCAACAUUCGGCCCACCCACCCAUCAACAUUGGUGGUGGCUCCAUCAGCUGCAGAAACUGCUGGAAUAACAAAAGAAGAGGAAGAAGAGGAGGAAGAAGAGAACAUGGAUGUCGAGCUUGAAAAAUUUCCGUCUGGUGGUGACUCUGACAAAUUGGCAAAGAUGCAGUCAAUUUUAUCUCAAUUCACAGAGGAACAGAUGAGCAGGUAUGAGUCAUUUCGGAGAUCUGGGUUUCAGAAAGCUAACAUAAAAAAGUUGGUAUCAAGCAUCACUGGGAGUCCGAAAAUCUCUGUACCCAUGACGAUUGUAGUUUCGGGUAUAGCAAAAAUGUUUGUUGGCGAGCUUGUGGAAACAGGGAGGAUAGUUAUGACAGAGAGAAAGGAGACUGGCCCUAUCAGGCCUUGCCACAUCCGGGAAGCUUAUAGAAGACUGAAGCUUGAAGGUAAGGUACCACAGAGAGCAGUUCCAAGGCUCUUCCGGUAGAUGGGUCCAGCUGAACUUUUCUGCAUGAUUACAAGGUUUUUGGCCUGUGCCUCUUCAUGACAGCAGAAUUUGAUACCAAUAGCUUGCAAUUUAAUGUUGCAGAUGAAU
Messenger RNA from Telopea speciosissima, 891 nucleotides. RefSeq names its product transcription initiation factor TFIID subunit 11-like. Gene Ontology annotation, biological process: RNA polymerase II preinitiation complex assembly; transcription initiation at RNA polymerase II promoter. The record is from RefSeq and is a predicted model, not a curated record. Gene Ontology annotation, cellular component: transcription factor TFIID complex; nucleus. The transcript has 5 exons. Lineage: Eukaryota; Viridiplantae; Streptophyta; Magnoliopsida; Proteales; Proteaceae. The coding region runs from base 157 to 783 and encodes 208 amino acids. Gene Ontology annotation, molecular function: transcription coactivator activity; protein heterodimerization activity.